This is a messenger RNA of Dendroctonus ponderosae (mountain pine beetle), 2781 nucleotides long. RefSeq names its product putative RNA-binding protein Luc7-like 2. Gene Ontology annotation, biological process: mRNA splice site recognition. Bases 1106 to 1933 code for a protein of 275 amino acids. Gene Ontology annotation, cellular component: U2-type prespliceosome; U1 snRNP. The record is from RefSeq and is a predicted model, not a curated record. NCBI's taxonomy places the organism in Eukaryota, Metazoa, Arthropoda, Insecta, Coleoptera, Curculionidae. Gene Ontology annotation, molecular function: mRNA binding. The transcript is spliced from 8 exons.
AAUCAAGUGACGUUGUCGGUUGACGUUGCGCAUUGUCGCAGUACAAGUCGCCAUUUUUCGUAUCGUGCAUUGGAAAAAGGCUGAAAAGUGGUGACGACUGGAAUUCCAGUUGCUGGUUUGAAUCUGAAAUUGCAGAUCAUGUCGGCUCACGAUCAAAUGCGAGCAAUGCUGGACCAGCUUAUGGGUACUGGACGAAACGGAGAAAAUAACAAGUUUCACGUGAAAUACAACGACCCCAAAGUAUGUAAAUCCUUUCUGUUGAGCUGUUGUCCUCACGAAAUCCUCUCGUCUACGAAACUUCAAAUAUCUAUUAAAAGAUGAGGAAAAUAGGUGUUAGUUUUGUAUGUAAGUACAUUGACGUACGUAUAAAGAUCAAUUUUUAGGCUAUUGUGGAUACUUAUAGUAAAAUUUUACAUUUUUCUGCUUUUGGGCAAAAUCAGUUUGAGCUAUUUUUAUAAAACUUCAAUGGCGACACCGCUCCUGCCUUGAUCCUUUAUCGAAAUAGACCGAGAUUUAACCAAAGUAGAAAUCAGCGACAAUAUUGAUAAUUGCCAGAAUUUAAAUUCUGUUUUAUAGACGCAAGUGCGAACAAUUUUAAACCCGCUUUGGAAAACUUACUAAAAUUAAUUUGUGGCCAAUUAGCAAGUUUCCAAAAAAACUAAGCAAUUAGUUGGUGUUUUCGGAAACAAAAAACUAUUCCUUUUCUUCUCCACUUUAAUUUAUAAAAAAAACCUCUGAGUACUGGUUUUUAUCAAUAUUUCAUUCAUCAACAGAUAAGCCACUGGUUUUGGUAAGUCUUGGUAUAUUAGUAGUAAUACUUCGCCGCUAACCUUAUUCUGAGCAAAUUUUUGGUAAGUAAAAAUUCCUCAACAGAAAAUCAAGCCUGCGAACGUAUCUGCUACAUACAUACAUAAAGAGCGCAAUUCAUCCGCACGGUUUUCUUGAUACUGUGAGUAUGAUUUUUUUUACGAUAACGGCGUCUAGGAUUCGUAUGACCAAUUUUUGUGAGUAUUAAAAAUCGUUAUUGGUCCAGCAGUUUCAAUUGAAAAUUCGCCAAAUUUGUCAAUUUACGAGAAAAAUCUGAGUGGAGUAGCAAAACCUUCGUAUGGACUUGGGCGAGUGUCCGAAGAUUCACGAUUUGGCUUUACGUGCAGAUUUCGAAAAUGCCCAGAAAAGCAAGGAUCACUUCUACGACUUGGAUGCAAUGGAACACUUGCAAGCGUUUAUUAGCGACUGUGACCGAAGAACUGAGGCAGCUAAGCAACGACUGGCUGAAACUCAGGAAGAACUAUCGGCUGAAGUGGCAGUCAAAGCCAAUAGUGUUCACGAACUUCAGGAACAGAUCGGUCAAAAGCUGGCCAAAGCUGAACAACUAGGCGCUGAAGGUUUUGUUGAUGAAAGCAUGAAGUUGAUGGAAGAGGUCGAUGAUUUGCGGAAGAAAAAGCUUGAAGCUGAGCAAGAGUACAGAAAUUCGAUGCCUGCAAGCAGUUAUCAACAGCAAAAGUUGAGAGUUUGCGAAGUGUGCUCAGCUUAUCUAGGAAUACACGAUAAUGAUAGACGAUUGGCUGACCAUUUUGGUGGAAAGCUGCAUCUAGGAUUCAUCAAAAUUCGGGAGAAACUCAUGGACUUAGAAAAAACCGCUGACAAACGCAAAGAUGAACGGAAGAAAGCUUUUAAGGACAAAGACAGAGAUGAUGAAGGAUUUUCGGGAAGGCGGUACAGAGAACACUAUGUGGGUGGUAGAGAACUGGAUAGAAGAUCCAGAAGACACAGAUCCAAAUCCAGAGAGAGACGCGAUAACCGGGACAAGGAAAGGAAGGAUCGCGACAAGGACAGGGAAAGGAGGCGAUCCCGAUCUAAGAGCCGCGACAGAAGUCGCAGGUCUCACCGCUCGGGCUCAAGCGACAAAAAGCGCGAUAGGGAACGAGAAUAGAUAGGAAUGUUGUUUGAUGCACUUAACUUUCGAUUGGAAUAAUUACAAAUAGUAACGUUAUAAACCAGAAUUUUAUGUUGUCCCUAACUUCAACAAUGCUUAUCUUUUUUUGUCAAACCGGAAUUUGAUUCUAAAACAUGCCGCAAGUUCCGGUUUGGCAAACAUCGCGUUUGUACAUUGAACCGUGUAUAUUCAUUGCUUUUCCUUAACUGCUUGCUAAUUAGCAGUGCAUAUAUUUUAGGUAAUGUUGUAAAUAACCCGCAAAUGAAGACGGUUAUUAAUUUAUCAAAUUGAUUAAUACAUUACAAACGUUCUGGUUUUUGUAAAUCGUAUUAUAAUAUGAAUUAUCUGCAACGUUUAUAAGUUUUAUAGCUGUGAAAAUGAAGAUUUUCGUAAGACUCACCAAACAGCUAAGAAAAUGAAAGCAUUAACAUCGUCAGAAAGGUCCACAAUUGCACUAGUUCAUUACUUAAACUCUAUAUCUAAUUAAACAUGAGAGGGAAGUACAAAGAGAAAUUGUUAAGAGAUAUUCAAUGCAUAUGAAAUAAUACAUUGUUACGUGUAAGAUUAGUUUGGGUUUGUAGAUAGAUUAUUAGAAGUUGUGUUGAUUAUGGUGUUCCAAUAAAUUUUUCUGCAUGCGACCAGGAUGUUUAAGCUCUUUUGUAGGACACAUUGUAGAUUUAAUGGAAAUUUUUGUUUAGAUUGAAGUCUGAAGUACAAAACUCACAAAUUUUCAAAGGAACUUAAGUAAAAUUUAUUAAAAAGGCAAAGGACUUUCUCGUGUUAGACUUCUAACUGAAAAUGUUUAUUCUUACGAAAUAAACUUUACAACUGUAUGUUAUUGAGAA